AUGCAAGGACUUGUCCGAGGAGUAAGAUCUUGCCAGGAAAUCCUCAGAGCUGCAAUUCUAAAGCAUCCCCAUGAGAGAAGAAACCUAUUAUCACGUCUUGGACGUGUUACCUCCUCGCUUCCAGUGCGAGAGAAAGGACUAGAGAAUCUUACAGUGGCAGAUGUACUGAUGACAAAGGGAGAAGAAAAAAUUGGCUCUUGGCUCCGGUGCCACACUACGGACACCGUUUAUGAUGCUGUGAAGAAUAUGGCAAAGAAUAACAUUGGGUCAUUGGUAGUCCUAAAGCCAGGAGAACAAGAAAUUAUUGCAGGAAUCAUCACAGAGAGAGAUUAUCUGAGGAAGAUAAUAGCACAAGGGAGAUCAUCGAAGUACACAAGAGUUGGCGAAAUUAUGACUGAUGAGAAUAAGUUAAUAACAGUGGCAUCUGACACAAAUAUUCUACAAGCAAUGCAGCUGAUGACAGACUAUCAUAUUCGGCAUGUUCCUGUCAUAGAUGGAAAGAUAGUUGGGAUGGUUUCUAUUGUAGAUGUGGUUCGAGCUGUGGUAGAGCAGCAAGGUGGAGAAUUGAAGCGGCUGAACGAGUUCAUUAAAGGAGAAUACUAUUAA
This is a messenger RNA of Dovyalis caffra, 606 nucleotides long. NCBI's taxonomy places the organism in Eukaryota, Viridiplantae, Streptophyta, Magnoliopsida, Malpighiales, Salicaceae. The record is from the annotation of a GenBank genome assembly.